Zasmidium cellare ATCC 36951 is the source of this 1236-nucleotide messenger RNA. RefSeq lists its product as uncharacterized. Bases 1 to 1236 code for a protein of 411 amino acids. The transcript has 3 exons. NCBI's taxonomy places the organism in Eukaryota, Fungi, Ascomycota, Dothideomycetes, Mycosphaerellales, Mycosphaerellaceae. The record is from RefSeq and is a predicted model, not a curated record. Gene Ontology annotation, molecular function: oxidoreductase activity.
AUGGCACCCGCUCUGACGGAAUCUGCUCCAGCAGCACCACAUACCCUUUCCAACAACAAACCCGUCAGCAAGACCAUUUUUCCUGAUGGCCUGAAGACAUCCGGCCAACAUCCACCACGCUACGAGUUGAUCAGGCCGUACAAGGACUUUCCCACGGAGAUCACUAGCCCAACCGUAUGGAAGGCAGAAGACUACCGCAACAACCCCGAGCGCUGGACGCACGUCUUCAGCGAUGAGGAGAUCGCCGAGCUGAGCAGCGCGGCAGAUGCAUUCAUCGCUGCGGGCACGCCUUUCACGGGGAUGGCGAAAGAAAAGUUUCCUCUACCAAAGUUGGAGAAGUUCUUUGGCGCUGUGAGGAACGAGAUCUUGAACGGAAAGGGGUUCAUUCUGUUCAAGGGAGUUCCAGUGCAGGAAUGGGGAUUGCAGAAGUCUGCUGUGGCGUAUCUUGGUCUGGGAGCGUACUUUGGAUAUUUCACCAGCCAGAAUGGACGUGGACAUGUGCUUGGACAUGUGAAGGACUUGGGCGAGGACCCGACCCAGAAGGACCGAGUUCGAAUCUAUCGCACCAACGCCAAGCAGUACUUCCACACGGAUGGUGCUGACCUUGUUGGACUCCUGUGCAUUGCCAAGGCUUUGGAAGGUGGCGAAUCGGACAUCGCUUCUACUCACCACGUCUUCAACGUGCUGCAGAAGGAACACCCGGAAGUUGUCGAAGCGCUGGCGACUCCCAACUGGUACUUUGACCGUAAGGGUGAGCAGAGUGAGGGCGAAGACCCAUACUACAGGUCAUCCAUCAUCUACCUAGAGAACGAUCCUCAAGGCUCUCCCCGCGUGUUUGCAAGGCUCGAUCCUAACAACGUCACGUCGCUGGCCCGUUUCAACUCAGGACCCGAUGCUCGAAUUCCACCGCUCUCCGACGCUCAAAAACACGCACUGCAAGUCCUCGAAGACACUUGCACGAGGUUGGCCUUGCACAUGAUCUUGGACCCUGGCGACAUCCAACUACUCUCCAACACGCACGUAUUCCACGCGCGUACUGCAUACAAGGACUACCCGCCAGGAUCAGUAGACGAGCAAGGUCGGCCGAGGGUUCGGAGGCAUCUCAUGAGAUUGUGGUUGGCUGUGCCGGAGAAUGAAGGCGGGUGGAAGACGCCGUUCCACGAUAGCAAUGAGAAGAAGCGAGGAGGGAUCCAAGUGAAUGAUCAGGCGCCUUAUGCACCAAUAGAUGCAGAGUAG